AUGCUGACUCCAGCUCCAGAGCUUGGGGCCGUUGAGAGUCCCGAGGGAGUGGAGCACGUGACCGGAAGGACGAAGCAAACCAAAUUCUGGAAAUUGCAGGAGGCUAGGCAGAAGGGCUCCAAGGGCAGAGGGCACUCAUUCAUCGAAAAUGCCUUAUCAAUUAAAUACCAUCCCGUCGCCUGCGUUACAGCACCCACCAGACUCAAUUCUUUCAGAGGUCAACAAAACCAUGAUGGUGAGACGGAAUCAUUAGGCAAAACAGUAGUUCACCUCACACCUUUCAAGCGCAUUACCCAUUCCGACAUUACGUUCAUUUCGGAUGACACCACGGAACGCUAUAUUACCAAGAUAAAUGCUAAUGUCAUGGAGCAGCGUCAUUUCAUGUUCUACAUCAUCCCUGCCACCGGGUCCCCAUCCCUUUUGACGUCUGCCUCCUUCCAACGAAGAACCUCGGAUGGUCGUCUUCCCGUUCUUCUUGGAAGUUCCAGCAUAAAAGUCUUUCUAAUGAGGCGAUCCUUUCCGGCACGACAUGUCCUAAACAGGUAUGUCUACGUGCUUCUUGCUAGUAGUGCCUUCUUCAGACACUAG
This is a messenger RNA of Nezara viridula (southern green stink bug), 588 nucleotides long. NCBI's taxonomy places the organism in Eukaryota, Metazoa, Arthropoda, Insecta, Hemiptera, Pentatomidae. The record is from the annotation of a GenBank genome assembly.